UUUUCAGCUGGGUUGCUUAUCACCACCCUCCUCACAUUAACAUUAACUUCCCCAACUCGAAAUCUGAGCUGAAUCAUACUCAAACACCAUUCCAAUAAGGUAACAUCAUGCCAACAUAAUCGAUCAUUUUUCCUAAUCCCGACACCGAAAACGACGAAAAUUCGGGAACAAAUUAUAAGGACUACGAUAACAAAAGAUCGACGACGAGCAAAGCUAACCCUUCAAAGAUGGCAUCAAUUAUUUACGGUGACGAUUGGGAGAAGGAAGAGAUGGCGAGCAUUAGAGAUCGGUAUGAAAAACUAAUGGCCGUGAUCGAAAACUGGGAGACGAACAAGAAGCAAAAGGCGAAACGCAAGUUGGAAAGGGUCGAGGCUGAAUUGCAAAAGAAAAGAGCAAAAGCUGCGGAGAGUUACCAUAGAGACAUCGAAGGAAUCGAAGGCGUUGCAGAAGGAGCUCGGGCGCAAGCUGAAGAGAAGCAAAUACGCGACGAAAUUAAAGUGAAGAAAAAAGCGAACAAAAUCCGGGCAACGGGGAAACUUCCGGGGACCGGUAUAUUCUUUUAAAAUGAAUCAAUAAUGUCCGAUAGCGAAUAAGAACUAGAAAAAUACCUGGUUUAUGUCUGUAAUUCGAAUACUCGAAAUAAUCCU
Molecule: messenger RNA, 647 nt
Organism: Andrographis paniculata
Lineage: Eukaryota; Viridiplantae; Streptophyta; Magnoliopsida; Lamiales; Acanthaceae
Exons: 3
Coding region: 228-563 (111 amino acids)
Source: RefSeq, a predicted model, not a curated record